CGCUGCGUGGCACUGGGCACUGACUGGCUCUGACUGCAGCACACACACACACACACACACACACACACACACACACACAUGACUCUAGUUGUGAAUGGCCCCGCGACACUCGGCACACUUGGCGUGCGGGAAGUCACCGUCAGUCCGGAUCUACUGCUACCUGCUGCCUGCUGCUGCUGCUGCUGCUGCUGCAGACCGAGGUUGCGCUGCGUACACCCAUGGGUGUCGCUACUGUGACCGUCUUGCCUGCUGAACGUUGCCGCUUUGAUCCGUGCAGCUAUUUUCAGAGUCUCCUCCGUAAAGCGUUUUUGGACGUGCAGCCUGCAGCUCGGGCAGUCAGGAUCGAGGAGCCGCACGGAGCGCUGCAGCAGUCACGGACCCGGAGCAGAGCAAGGGGAGGCACGGAUGCAAUUGAGAAAAAAAAAUAAAGGUGCAAGUCUAGGAAAGAGAUCUGCUGGGUGUCCCCUCUGGUGAGGGAUCUGGACUGUGGUUCAGCCCAGAGAAAUGUAGCGCCUCACUGCCCUCAAAGCCGGAUUUGGAGACCUGCCUGCUGUCUACUCAUGAUUUCUGUGUAGUCUGGUCCAGGGGCAUCUGCUGCAGUCAUGUUUAGGAACAGCUUGAAGAUGUUGCUGACGGGAGGGAAGGCCAACCGCAAGAGUCGCAGCAGCGAUGGCGGCAGCGAGGACUUGGCAGACCCGCGUUCACCCGGUCUAGACCCUCACCUGAGCCACGUCGGUCAAGGUGGCAGCAUAGACAGUGACUGUGCCUUCGAGGGCGACUACGCCGUGCCGCCGCUCCACAUGACCGAGGGCAUGCACCACAUUCGCAUCAUGGAGGGCGUGUCCCGCUCGCUGCCCUCCUCGCCGCUGCUCACCCACCAGACCAUCAGCGUGAGGCUGCAGCCGGUGAAGAAGCUCACGGCCCCUCUGCGGAAAGCAAAGUUUGUGGAGAGCCCUCGCAUUCCACAAUCAGAGCUUGGCUCCCCUACACACACCUCCACCACUGCCAAGAAUCCAGACCUGGACACAUACUGCCCGGCCGAGUCAAGCCAGGAGCUGGGGCCCCCUCCGUCGGUGGAUGAGGCAGCCAACACAUUGAUGACGCGCCUGGGUUUCCUUCUGGGAGACAAAGUGAGCGAGGGGCCGGCCGGUACCCAGUACAGCAUGGAGGAACCCGAGGCGAGACAGGGCCAGAACCAGAGGAUAAGCCCGUGCUCCACCCUGACCAGCAGCACUGCCUCACCCCCUGCAGGCAGCCCCUGCUCCACCCUCCCCCCUGCCAUGCCAGGCCAGGCUGGAAACAAGGAAUGUGCCUACGGUUCUGUCACCAGUCCAACUUCAACCCUGGAGAGCCGGGACAGCGGGAUUAUCGCCACACUGACCAGCUACUCGGAGAACAUGGAGCGAGGCGGCAAAUACGAGGGCUCCCGGGGGAACCUGAAGCUGUGGCAGUCGCAGAAAUCAGGCAUGGACUCGUUCCUGUACAGGGUGGACGAAAACAUGACCGCCUCCACCUACAGCCUCAACAAAAUCCCCGAACGCAACCUGGAGAGCAUGUCCUCCCACUCUGCCCACUCCAUCCCUCUGUACCUCAUGCCCCGCCCUAACUCUGUGGCCGCUACCAGCUCAGCCCACCUGGAGGACCUGGCAUACCUGGAUGAGCAGCGACACACUCCAUUACGCACCUCGCUGCGCAUGCCCAGACAGAGCACCACCUGCGGGCCGGGCCGCUCCGGGCAGGACCUGAGAGCUUCUGCUAAUAACACCCAUGCCUGGCAAUCCCAAUCACUACGUUUUGCACCCUAUCGGCCUCAAGACAUCGCCCUCAAACCCCUGCUGUUUGAGGUGCCCAGCAUCACCAUGGACUCGGUCUUCACAGGCCGCGAGUGGCUCUUCCAGGAGAUCGACGCCUACCUCAACAGCCCCAACGCCAGCACCAACCGCGGCGUGGCCGUAGUAGGCAACAUUGGCUUCGGAAAGACGGCCAUAAUCUCGCGCCUGGUGGCGCUGAGCUGCCACGGCACCCGCAUGAGACAGAUCGCCUCGGACAGCCCGCAGGCCUCUCCCAAACAUGGAGAGGGGCUUCCUCUCACCCAGCCUCAGCCCACUCACGGCACCCUGGGAGGAGGCAGCUGCCCCGGGACCCCUGAGAUGAGGCGACGCCAGGAAGAAGGCAUGAGGAGGCUGGCCUCUCAGGUGGUGGCGUACCACUACUGCCAGGCGGAUAACGCCUACACCUGCCUUGUCCCAGAGUUUGUGCACAACGUGGCUGCUCUGCUGUGCCGCUCGCCGCACCUUGUUGCCUACAGGGAGCAGCUGCUGAGGGAGCCGCACCUACAGAGCAUCCUGAGUCUGCGCUCUUGCGUGCAGGACCCCCUGGCUGCCUUCAGGAGGGGGGUCCUGGAGCCCCUGGAUGUCCUUUACAAAGAGAGGAAAAUCAACUCCGAGGAGGAUCUCAUCAUCCUCAUCGACGGUCUGAACGAGGCGGAGUUCCACAAGCCGGACUACGGAGACACCAUCGUGUCCUUCCUCACAAAAACCAUCAACAAGUUCCCUCCCUGGCUCAAACUGGUGGUCACAGUCAGAACCACGCUGCAGGAGAUCACCAACGCGCUGCCGUUCCACCGCAUCUCUCUGGACGGCCUGGAGGAGAACGACGCCAUCGACCAGGACCUGCAGGGCUACAUCCUGCACCGCAUCCACAGCAGCCCCGAGAUCCAGAACAACAUCUCGCUCAACGGCAAGAUGGACAACACCACCUUCGGCAAGCUCAGCGCCCACCUCAAAGCCCUGAGCCAGGGCUCCUACCUGUACCUCAAGCUCACCUUUGACCUCAUCGAGAAGGGCUACCUUGUGCUGAAAAGCUCCAGCUAUAAGGUGGUUCCAGUGAACCUGGCAGAGGUUUACCUGCUGCAGUGCAACAUGCGCUUCCCCACACAGUCGUCGUUCGAGCGGGCGCUCCCCCUGCUCAACGUGGCCGUGGCCUCGCUUCACCCGCUGAAUGACGAGCAGAUCUACCAGGCCACCAACGCCGGCUCGCUGCAGGGCACGCUGGACUGGGAGGAUUUCCAGCAACGCGUAGACAACCUGUCAGUCUUCCUGGUGAAGAGGAGGGACGGCACCCGGAUGUUUGUUCACCCGUCCUUCAGAGAGUGGCUGAUCUGGAGGGAAGAAGGGGAAAAGACGAAGUUCCUCUGCGACCCGAGGAGCGGCCACACACUACUGGCCUUCUGGUUCUCUCGGCUGGAGAGCAAGCUGAACCGGCAGCAGACUAUUGAGCUGGGCCAUCACAUCCUCAAAGCACAUAUCUUCAAGGGCCUCAGCAAAAAAGUCGGGGUUUCCUCAUCUAUCUUGCAAGGCCUGUGGGUAUCCUACAGCACAGAGGGCCUUUCUGCAGCACUUUCUUCUCUCAGAAACCUUUACACGCCCAACAUUAAGGUGAGCCGUCUGCUCAUGAUAGGCGGGGCUAAUGUGAACUACCGUACCGAGGUGCUGAACAACGCCCCCGUCCUGUGUGUCCACGCCCACCUGGGCUACAUGGACAUGGUGGCUCUGCUGCUCGAGUUCGGCGCCUCGGUCGACUCUCCGUCUGAAAGCGGUCUGACGCCGCUGGGCUACGCCGCCGCCGGGGGUCACAUGGCCAUAGUGACGGCGCUGUGUCGCAGGAGAGCAAAGGUGGAUCACCUGGAUAAGAACAGCCAGUGUGCUCUGGUUCACGCAGCCCUGCGGGGUCACAUGGAGGUGGUGAAGUUCCUCAUCCAGUGUGACUGGAGCCUCGGUCCACAGCAGCAGCAGCAGUCGUCACAAACACAACAACAGGCGUCUUUCACCAAGAGCCACGCGGUGCAGCAGGCUCUGAUCGCUGCAGCCAGUAUGGGAUACACAGAGAUUGUGUCCUACCUGCUGGACCUGCCGGAGAAAGAUGAAGAGGAGGUGGAGCGCGCUCAGAUCAAUAACUUCGACACCCUGUGGGGGGAGACAGCUCUGACUGCGGCCUCCGGUCGGGGGAAGCUGGAGGUUUGUCGUCUGUUACUGGAGCAGGGGGCUGCUGUGGCUCAGCCCAACAGGAGAGGUAUCGUCCCGCUGUUCAGCGCCGUCCGACAGGGACACUGGCAGAUAGUGGACCUCCUCCUCACACAUGGCGCUGACGUCAACCUGCCUGACAAACAGGGUCGUACUCCUCUAAUGAUGGCAGCCUCAGAGGGACAUCUGGGCACUGUUGAGUUUUUACUGGCUCAAGGAGCCUCGCUGUCUCUGAUGGAUAAGGAGGGUCUGACCGCUCUGAGCUGGGCCUGUCUGAAAGGUCACUUACCUGUUGUCCGCUGCCUGGUGGAGAGCGGUGCGGCCACCGACCACGCGGACAAGAACGGACGCACGCCGCUCGACCUGGCUGCCUUCUACGGUGACUCUGAAGUGGUCCAGUUCUUGGUCGACCACGGGGCCAUGAUAGAGCACGUAGAUUACAGCGGGAUGCGUCCUCUCGACCGGGCGGUGGGCUGCAGAAACACGUCGGUGGUGGUCGCCCUGCUCAAGAAAGGAGCCAAGAUAGGAUGUCAGACGCUGCCCAGUCGGCCCCGAGGUCCAGCCACAUGGGCCAUGGCCACCUCCAAACCCGACAUCAUGAUCAUCUUACUCAGCAAACUCAUUGAGGAGGGGGACAGCUUCUACAAGAAGGGGAAGGUGAAGGAGGCAGCGCAGCGUUAUCAGUAUGCCCUCAAAAAGUUUCCACGCGAAGGCUUCAGUGAGGAUCUCAAGACGUUCAGGGAGCUCAAGGUGUCACUUUUCCUCAACCUGUCCCGAUGCCGGAGGAAAAUGAACGACUUUGGGAUGGCUGAGGAAUUUGCUACAAAGGCACUAGAACUGAAACCAAAAUCCUACGAGGCAUAUUAUGCCAGGGCUCGCGCCAAGCGUAGCAGCAGACAAUUUCCUGAAGCCUUAGAGGACCUGAAUGAAGCCAUGAAGCAGUGCCCCAACAACCGAGAGAUCCUGCGGCUGCUGCAGCGGGUGGAGGAGGAGUGUCACCAGCUGAACCAGGAGGAGCAGCAGCAGCAGCAGGACCUGGAGCUGGAGCCUCCCCCUUCCCCUCCUCCUACGCCUCCCCCUGAAGACGAGGAGUCCCUGUCCUUGUCCCUGUCCAUGCCUCUCCCCCCUCCCCCGGAGCCCCGACUGGAGGACAUGGAGCCCGUCCAGGACCUUUUCGAGGAUGAGGACUACCUGGAGCAGGAGCUGGAGGCCAUGUCUGUGGGUCUGCCUCCGCCCGAGGGUCACGCCAAUCCUUCCAGCCUUCCCAUCAUCCAGAGCCCCCCGCUGUCCCCCACGCACCCCGACCAGAUCUACUUAGCAGGAGGUUCUCCAAUGGGACAGCCCUACGAGUAUCACCCCACCUCCUCCUCCAUGUCCUCCCCGACACGAGGGUCGUACCAGCCGACGUCCCCCUCCCUGUCCCCGACGCACCAGAACUCCCACUACCGCCACAGCCCGCCUCACACCUCCCCCGUGCACCAGCAGUCCUACGGCUACAGCUCGCCUCCGCUGGGCUCCGGGGGUCAGGGGAUGGAUCACCAGAGCCCGCCGCCUUCACCUUUACGCCGGGCCGCCCAGUACAGAGCCAGUCCGCCACUGGAGAGCGUCUGUCUGUACAGGUCCCAGUCGGGCUCUCCCGUCCGCUACCAGACCGAGCAGCACCCGGGUCGACCCAAGUCCCCGCUCUCCAAGAUGAGCAGCCAGCGCUCGUUCCAGCUCAGCUCGCAGCCCUCCCUGUCCUCGCAGCACCACCAAGCCCAGGGCCUCCGUCUGCAGCCAUCGAUAGCCCAGAUCGUCCGCACAAACCAGCCCAGUAACGUGAUGGGGAACAGCAUGUACGGGGGCCAGAUGGGACACUCGAUGGGCGGUCGUUACCAAGGGGCGGUGGACGUGGAGAGCCGUUUGGUGUACCAGCCUUCCCUGGACGGACGGUCCAUGCCCCAGGUCCAGGCGAGCCUCAGCUCUGGGGCCCUCUGUCAGCACGGCGGCCGAGGAGGGGUUAUGGAGUCGAGCCUGUUGAAGGACGAGCUACCCCAGCGCCCCUCCUCUGCCUACCGCGCCAGCAGCGGGGGCCCGGGGGGCAUCCGUUACAGCCAGACCCCUCAGAUCAGCCGAAGCCAGUCGGCCGCCUACUACCCGGUGUCUGAACACGUGCUAGAACGCGCCAACGCCAUGCCUCCCUGCCAGCUGGGCUCUCCCGAGAUGCCCCAUAUGGUACGGCGUCCCGUCAGUGCCAACACCACGGAGAUGAAGCAGCACGUGCCCACCCCCGGCCCCCUCAUCCACUCUCAGAGCGUCGGCCUGCGAUUCUCCCCCUCCAGCAACAACAUCUCCACCGGAUCCACCACAAAUUUGGCGCCGGGCUUCAGGCCGCCCUCGUCCAUCCAGCAGAUGGAGAUCCCCCUGCAGGCCACGUAUGAGCACUCCUGUGACGACAUGUCCCCCAUCUCGCCCUCCCAGGGCGGCGGGGGGCUGUAUCAGGGCGAGACUACCCGCUCUAGAAACACGCCCUUUAUGGGCAUCAUAGACAAGACAGCACGGGCUCAGCAGUACCUGCACCAGCCCUCCCGGUCCAGACCCAUGACGUCCAUGGACUCCGCCAUCAGUCCCACCUCCCCCGGCCAGCUGGUCCACCAAGGCUCCACCUACAGCCCCCCCGCCUCGCUGGGCAACAUCGCCUACUACAACAAGACAAACAACGCCCAAAACGGACACCUGUUGGAAGAGGACUACUACAUCCAGACUCAGCCCCCGUCGCUGGGCAAGCUGGCCAACGGUCGCGGCGGUGGCGGUGGCGGCGGCGGCGGAGGGGACAUCCUGGAGCGGGUCAGCCAGGUGCCCACCUACCCGGACGUGAAAGUGGCGAGGACUCUGCCCGUGGCGCAGGCCUACCAGGACAACAUGUACCGCCAGCUCUCGCGGGACUCCCGGACCCAAGGCCCCACCUCCCCCAUCAAACCAAAGAGACCAUUUGUGGAGUCGAAUGUGUGAUUGCCGGUCUGUGAUUGGUCUGCUGGAGAUGGAUGUUGUUACGAGUGGGGAAAAAAAAGGAAAAAAAUAUUUAGCUCAACCGGUGUGAAUGUGACGCGGACGAACUCAUCUCAAAGAACUCACGAGAGACGGAUCCAGCGAGCGAGCGAGAGAGAGAGAGAGAGAGAGAGAAACCACACAGCCGGCUCACACGCUUUAGGUGUUCUAUGAAAACAUAAAUAAAGAUUAUUUCAUUAUCAUAUUCUGCACACACGGCGGAGAACAGGAGGGUCCGAAGUUCUAAGAAUCAAAGACCAGUGCACUUCCGAAAAUGUUGCGAGGCACAACGUUCCCCCACACAGGUGGAGCGCGACGAGGUGAGACUGUGACAGUGAAAGUAGGAAUCAUCAGACUCUACUCGUGGACUCUGUAUCCAUCCUCUGUUCUUUCAAAGUGUGCUCUUAACCAAGGUUGCUUGUAGGCUCUAUUCUAUGUAAUACAAUACUAUAUGUUCAAUACUGUACAUGGCUCAGAAAAUACAAACGGCUCAACAACUCAGUACUUAGAGAAAAUGACAAUAUUUAUAAUUAAGUUAUAUAUUGUACAUAGAAAUGAAACAAGACAUAGUUUGCGUUUUGAAUUGUAUUCUGUUAACCCCGCCUUUGUGUCACGCGGACGUGGAGACGGGAUCAGGGUGAGGAAUGAGGGACAUCGACCAACUUUGAAUGAUAGAAUUACCUCUGUUAUGUCAGAAUAAAUCCCGUUUUGUUCGUCUUUAAUGCAAAAAAAAACAAAAAACCUAAUGCUUUCAAUGCUGCAAUAGAUCCUAAAUGUUUUGGUUACACACUGCAUUGAGUUUUCAUUUUAUUUCCUGAUUCAUCUCAUUUUUUGAUUUUUGUUGAAAGUCAAAGUACAGCAAAUCACGACCGCUAUCAUUUCCCACAGUACCACGGUGACGUCUUCAAAUCUUCCGUUCUGUCCUCCAACGAUUACUUCAAAAACUACAAGCAUUCAGUCAGACAGUUGUUUAAAGAGAGGAGAGCAGCUCAUCCUCGCACUGGAGAGGUGAAAACAAGAUAAUCUUCGAAUUUAAAGCCUGAAAAAUGACAAAUAUCAUUUCCCAUGAUUCUUUGUCUCUUCAUCAAUCAAUCCAAAUUAAAUAAGCACAGAUAGAAAAUGAACCUUUACCCAGGCGAUCAAAAUGUGACCUUCUGGGUAUAAUCUAGUUAUGAGAUGGUAUUGAAAUACUUGUGUAAGAGAAGAGAAUCUAUUGCACACAGUAAAUGCAUCUGUUUUUACAUCGCAUAGGUUUAAAAACCAUUUUAAAAACGAGCCUCUUCAUGAGGAUUCGACGACGUGUGUGCUUCUUUUUGUCCUAACUUUACUGUUUCACAGAUCUCGUUCUGUUUAACCACGUUAAAAGCUGCUAACUCAAAUCGUUUCAGGCGAAUUAGAGACAAAUCACCGUCUGUUAUUGAUCAACUGUCAGUACUUACUUAUCCAUCUGGUCAUAUGAGAAGUCAAAGUAUCUGUGGCUUCCUACGAGGACCGAAUGUCCUCAUUAUAAUGAUGUAAUGAGUCCUCACGCUGGUCCAAUGAGAACAAAUCCUGUGGUAGGUGAUUUGAUCAGGUGUCAUAUGAGACUCAAAGUUCGCCUUUGUCCCUCCUCCGUCCUCAGAGAGAGAGAGAGAGAGAGAGAGUCGAGCGAUCGAUCAGAGACGGGUUAACAUGGGUAAUGCUCAGCGAUGAAAAGCAAGCAAAUGCAUACACCACCACUGUUACACACAUCCCCCCCCCACCCUCCCCUUUUUCCUCUCCUGCAUUAUUUUGUGUCCUUUCUUUUUUUACCCACAAUGCUUUGUUUUCUCUCCACCACUUCUGCACUAAAAAUGCCUGUUAAGUUCUCAACUAAGGGUGCACUUUAUGUAAUUUUUGACUUACUUUUGUUGUGACGAUUGUUGAAGUCGGUGGGUGUGUGAUCAGUCGGACUAUCAUGAGACAUUUCUUGUUGUAUGAUUUUACAAAGCAGUGAUGAAUGACGCUAUGAAGAGCAACCGAUACAUUUUUAAACCGGUGAAGAUGUAUAGACUUUCUAGCACAAGUUGUACAUACUGACUCAGACACUCCUCUCAGUCCAGCUCGGGUUCAAUACGUCAUAUUUAAAUAUUCUGCAUCGUAAAAAAAAAAAAAAAAGAUAUCCCUAUAGAUGUACUUUAACUCUAAAUGAACCGGUCUAAGUCACUGGUGUUGCGCACAUGUUCAAAUAAAGUCAAAUCUACUGCAAAAAAAAAGAAAUGGAAACUGCGGUUUCAAACUCUAUAUUUGGAGUUUGGUGACAGAGAAAGUGGAAUAAUACGAAUAUUCAAGUUAUUUGUAUAUGUGAGGAAAGUUAUGGACCAUUUGUCUGUAACAUUUUAUUUAGAUUUCUCUCUUCAUGAAUAUCUAAAGAGGGUUUGUUCCUCCUGCUCCCAGAGAGAUGCCCCGAUAUCUUUACAGAAAUGAAGGUAUAAAAGUGUAUCAUACUUAAUUUAAACAAGAGGGUGUAUGGUUUUCAAGCUGUGUGUGUAUAUUAGUUUGCUGUAAAUAGUCUGAUGCAUGUUCUCUUCUUUCCAUGGAGCUCCAGCAGAAACAUGUAUAGCAGUGUUCUGGCUCUGUGGUGUGUGAAGAAAAAGCGAUCGGGACACUGCUGGCCCUGAACGAUAUCCCCCUCCUCAUUUCCCCCCCCCCCCCCCCCCCCACCCCUCUCACAAAACCUCACCAGGCAAAAAAGCGAGCGGUUUUUCCUUUUUUGAUUUGAUUUUAAACGUGUUUGCUUGCUGAGCAGAGUUCUCUUGUCUGUAAAUGUGAGCUUUGAGAUCGCUGUGAUAAAAAGUUUAAUUAAAAACAAUAAAAAAGAAUGUGUUUUUAUCUCAUGAUAACUGAUUGUAAUCUGUACAGUCAAACAUAUGUAUUGGAAAAAAAGAACAUAUUUAUAAAUGGUUACAACUGAAA
Labrus bergylta (ballan wrasse) is the source of this 9983-nucleotide messenger RNA. It is a transcript of the gene tanc2b, whose product is annotated as tetratricopeptide repeat, ankyrin repeat and coiled-coil containing 2b. Gene Ontology annotation, cellular component: dendritic spine. Gene Ontology annotation, biological process: regulation of dendritic spine morphogenesis. Gene Ontology annotation, molecular function: protein binding. NCBI's taxonomy places the organism in Eukaryota, Metazoa, Chordata, Actinopteri, Labriformes, Labridae. The record is from RefSeq and is a predicted model, not a curated record.